Medioppia subpectinata is the source of this 828-nucleotide messenger RNA. The record is from the annotation of a GenBank genome assembly. NCBI's taxonomy places the organism in Eukaryota, Metazoa, Arthropoda, Arachnida, Sarcoptiformes, Oppiidae.
AUGCUUUUGUUUGGCUAUUUGGAUAAAAUGUUUGGGUUAAUAAAUAAUGGACACAACAUAUUGAAUGGCAUAGCGCACCCAAAUGUGACCAAAUACUUUCUGUUCAGCGCCGGGCCCAUAGAGUUUACGAUGAUUAUGCUGUUAUGGCUGCUGUUUGUGACAAAACUGGGACCAAAAUUUAUGAAACAUAAGAAACCAAUGGAAUUGCGAACAUUAAUGAUAUUGUAUAACUUUAUGUUAGUUGUAAUUAACGUAUACUUUACGUACAUAUCAAUCAAAUGGCUUGAGUUCGGUCGCAAAUCGCUUGACCCAAAGUUGACAGAACUGAACCGCUGGGUAGAGAACCAUGAUGACUUUUUGCACCAUAAAAUUAUCUACUUUUAUACAAAACUGUUUGAUUUAUUGGAUACCGUAAUAUUUGUGUUGAGAAAAAAGUCUAAUCAAGUCUCUUUCCUUCAUGUUUACCAUCAUUUUAUGGUGCCAGUUAUGGGGUAUUUAACGAUCGUUUACUGUCCGCAAACAGUUGUCGUCGAAGUGUUUUGCUUUUUAAAUUCAAUCAUUCAUACAAUUAUGUAUAGCUAUUACCUGUUGUCGGCAUUUGGACCCAAAAUACAGCCCUAUUUAUGGUGGAAGAGAUAUAUCACACGAUUACAGAUAAUCCAAUUCAUUGGAUUUGUAAUCUAUGUUUUAUAUAGUGUCAUAUUUAAAGAUCUAUCUGAUUAUCCCAAAAUGAUCAUGUAUAUUGUCCCCAUUCAACCAUUCUUCUUCUUUUACAUGUUUUUCAUGUUUUAUAUUAAAUCAUACGAUAAUAAAUCAAAAUCUAUUUAA